GAUUCUGCUCUUCUUCCCGCUGCAGCCCGAAAUUUCCCCCAAGCAAGCCGCCGGCACCAGCCUUGAGAAACCGGCUGGAAAAGCUUGGUUUUGCCUUCCUUUUCUUGUUCUAGAACUGAAAAGGGAACCCAGAAACCUUCUCCCCUGCUGGAAAAUCCGGAUCUGCCCUGCUUUGCUCUGUCCUUCCGCCGGCUGCUCCUGCUUUGUGGGGGUGAUUUGCUCCGGUUUUGGAAUUUUCCUUCCAUUCCCGCCGGCCUUCUUCCCCAACUUGUAGCUCCGGCCUUGCUUGCUGGAUUCUGGUUCCUGAUCGUUCUAUCAGUUAGUGCGUGAAUUGAGUGCUCGGUUUUAUGCGAGUGAGGUAAGUAAAUUAUGGUAAUGCCCUUUGAUUUUAAAAGUAUGUUUUGAUUUGUUUUUGAAGUGGUGGCGGGACUAAACCCGUUUUACACGAGCAUGACUGAUUUGAAGUAAAAUGUUUAUGUUUUUCACUAAAUUGAGCAUGCCUACUUGAAAUUUAAGUGAUUGUCCUGAUGAUUUGAAAGUGAUUGUGAAUUGUGAUUUUCCUGUUAACUUCUGCUUGUUUUGUCUCCGAUGUGGUCAUGUUAUUCGUGUGCCCGCUAGUGGGAGGUUUAUAAACGCUAGCACAUGUCGACAUGUUCGUGAUAGAACCGGUUCGCUCGUGGCCCUACUAGUGGAGAUUAUACACUAGUAAUCGUGUGCCUGCCAGUGGGAGGUUUAUAAACGCUGGCCAUGACCUAUAGAGGAGACGUCUAUUUCAUGCCCGUACUCGUAUCUGUUUUUCGUGAUUACACUUGUUGGCAUGCUAUAAGUUUAAUUAAGGGCACUCUAUAUUUACUUACUGAGUUUAUCUCAUAGUUUUCCUUGUCCACCAUUUCAGGAUGUGAAACCGAGGACGGGGAAACCACGGGAAGUGACGAGUUAGAAAGCUAGCCAUUUCGAGAUUGAUAUAAACUUUAGAAAUAGAUCAUGAUCUUGUAUUUGGAGAUUUUAUGAUAUCAGAGAGAAUUUUAUAAUUUGAUCUUCAGAUUUUGGUGGUAUCAGAGUGUGAUAUGAUAAGUUCCGAGCCUUGUGCAU
Rubroshorea leprosula is the source of this 1092-nucleotide messenger RNA. Lineage: Eukaryota; Viridiplantae; Streptophyta; Magnoliopsida; Malvales; Dipterocarpaceae. The record is from the annotation of a GenBank genome assembly.